AUGCACUACGAUAACCAGCACAUGAUGGACAUAGACCAGGAGCAGGGAGAGCCUGUAGCCGGUCCUUCUACUAGUAGGCAUAGAACCGCUUUAGCAGAGGAGGAAGAUGCGCGUGUCACAGAGACUCAUCCUACUGCUGGGAGGGUCAUACGAAUGGAGGAGACAGUGCAUGCUAAAUGGCGGACACAAUUUGGAUCAGGUGAUGGAGAAGAGGCGGAAUCAGACUGUUCUGAUGAAGAUGAAGAUGGGUGUUUGGCUGUGCAAGAGGGAAUAGGACACAAAGCAUUUGACAGGUUGUUUGCUAUACCAGGUUAG
Messenger RNA from Suillus paluster, 315 nucleotides. RefSeq lists its product as uncharacterized. Lineage: Eukaryota; Fungi; Basidiomycota; Agaricomycetes; Boletales; Suillaceae. The record is from RefSeq and is a predicted model, not a curated record. The coding region runs from base 1 to 315 and encodes 104 amino acids. The transcript is spliced from 3 exons.